UUUGUAUGUAUUUGUUGGUAUGUUAAAUGUUUUCCCAAAAGUGAAUGUCUUCAUAUUCUGUAGAUACUGAUUGUUUCCAGGUAUUACUCUGAGCAACCGUACAAAUGUGGACAUCCUUCUGUCCAAAAAUCUCAUUGUACAGCAAAAAAGAAGAAGAAGAAGAAAACACAUCACUGAUGUGAUUAGAAUCACUGGAAUGUCCCGUGACUACCUAGCUGCACACACACACUGAGCACAGUUGUAGUACAAGAUGAGGGGAGGGUGUGUGUGUGUGUGUGUGUGUGUGUGUGUGUGUGUGUGUGUGUGUGUGUGUGUGUGUGUGUGUGUGAGUGAAGAAUCUCUGUUAAUAGACAUCCAGGUGGAGGAGAAAUCAGUUUACGAAGCUGUACUGGAGAUCAGCGACGCACACUGGGUCAUCCCACCACUGCCAUGUGAUUCUCAUUACAGAGACUUCUGGGGAGCAGUGUUCAGCUGUGGACGGCUUGAGUGCAACAAGAGAAAAUACAUGAAGAAGCAAGGAAAGGGCGACACUGCCAGCAUCCCUCUUUCUUCUCCAACAGGGAGCAGCAGCGUGCAGGUGUACCAUGACUAUCAGAAGGUGGCUAUUACAAUGCAUCCUGGGAAUGGCCAUGCUACAGAGAAUGGUUCCCGCAAUGGGAGAGACCAGGUGACCAGCAGGAUGCCGGAUUACAUCUCUAAAAGCCAAGACCAAAGGUACACCAUGAAAGAAGAGAGUUUGUACAGGAACUCCAUGUGGAUGAUGGAUUCAAGCAGCCAGGUCUACUCAGGCCAGGAGGACAACUCUACGGACCCACACGAGUGCCUGACGGACACCUCAACUCUGACCUUUGUGGACGCCCGCACCACGGAGGAUUCGGCAGAAAGCCACAGUCUCCACGGGGUGACGAUGGUUUACCUCAAGGAGUUUGUGCUGAUAGACGAUGAUGAUGAUGGAGACAUGUCUCUAAGAGAGAAAACAGUCACAGACUUGUCUGUCAUGGAUGGGAGAGCUGCUGACCUGGUGUGCGGGAGGCUGUUCUCCACCUCUAGCGGCUCGGUGUCAGAGUGUAAGGAGGAAUCCGCGGCUCCUGAGGCACCACCACCCGAGGAAAUUAAGACUGCACAUGAAACGAGACGCUGCUGUGUCUGCACCAUUUUAUGACCCCGCAAGAGGUCACAGGUUUGGAAGCUUGUGUCCAAGAUCAAGGCCGAGAAGCCAUCCAAAAGGCCUCUGUGCUCUGAGCGCUCUGGUCAAACAUGCUGAGCUUGAUUGUACACAAUCAGUAUUGAUUAUUAUAAACAAUCAAAAAUCUAUUUUUUCAACCUCAAACAUUAGCCAGUAAUGUUUUUUUAUUUAAACUAGCUAUUCAUGUCAAUAUAAAAUGUGCAGUAUGUGUGCACAUUAACAUUAACAGAAUUAACACACAUAAACAUCUUUACAUUGACAGAAUUUGAUCACGUGAGAUGUUAAGAUAAUAAUUUUCAACUUUAACAAACAUCUAUGAUAAAGUUUUGAUACUGGAAAAAAAAUUGCAUGCUACUGUAAUUUUUGAUCUAAAUGACAGACUGUGAUAGUUACGUAGGUCUUGAAAGAUCAGGUGCUGACAUCAAAUAAAGGAAAGUUAAAA
Messenger RNA from Scophthalmus maximus (turbot), 1628 nucleotides. Its product is annotated as paralemmin-2. The transcript is spliced from 2 exons. The record is from RefSeq and is a predicted model, not a curated record. Lineage: Eukaryota; Metazoa; Chordata; Actinopteri; Pleuronectiformes; Scophthalmidae. The coding region runs from base 251 to 1162 and encodes 303 amino acids.